Messenger RNA from Paramormyrops kingsleyae, 4199 nucleotides. It is a transcript of the gene osbpl3b, whose product is annotated as oxysterol binding protein-like 3b. The record is from RefSeq and is a predicted model, not a curated record. NCBI's taxonomy places the organism in Eukaryota, Metazoa, Chordata, Actinopteri, Osteoglossiformes, Mormyridae. Gene Ontology annotation, molecular function: cholesterol binding. Gene Ontology annotation, cellular component: perinuclear endoplasmic reticulum; plasma membrane; nuclear membrane.
CUGUUCCAUUGGCUUUCAUGCACAUUUCUUGCAAAGUGGAGGACUGUAAUUUAUGAAAGCAAACUCGAAGACGUCAAGUACAGUUCGCGCACUUGUGACACAAUGACAAGGCACAGAAGCUGAGCAUUCAAAAGUCUUCCAAAAGGGCAUUAUUUUAUUUUUCGCAGCUGUCCAGUUGGUUUUGCAGUCAGUGCUUUUCAUCGUAUCGAAAGACACAGUAAACUGAAUUACAGUAGCUCUUUUAUAUUGAACACAAGCGUUUUUGUCCUAACGGGACUAACACUUCCAGGGAACAGGACGGAAGCGGACAUUCCGGAAAAAUACCCAAUCAGAGGUAGCCUCCUGCAGGCUAGUAGGCGCUUGGUGGUUGGCCAGCAGGGAGAUGUUCCAUGGGAGCCUCGUGUCUGCUGCAGUUACAAGCCUAAAGAGUGAUGAUCUCUGAGGAGAAGGCCUCCUUCAUGGCCCAGAAGAUGUCCUCACCGUCCCGCAGCAACAGCAGUGGGUCCUCCAAGCAUGACAGCCGGCAGGACAGCUGGGAGAUCAUAGACGGACAUCGGGGGGAAACCAGUCAUGGGCGGGAGCCUCUCAGACAGGAAGGUUAUCUACUGAAGAAGAGGAAGUGGCCGUUGAAGGGCUGGCACAAGAGGUACUUCUUACUCGACAAGGGAAUCUUGAAGUAUGCCAAGUCUGGAGCUGAUAUAGAGAAAGGCAAGCUUCACGGCUGCAUUGAUGUGGGUCACUCGGUCAUGGCCAUCAAGAAGAACGGAAAGUGCAUCGACUUGGACGCAGAGGACAACAUCUACCACCUCAAGAUUAACACCCAGGAGCUGUUUGAUGAAUGGGUCUCUAAGCUGCGAGAUCACCGGCUGUAUCGGCAGAAUGCGAUGGCCAUAUUUCCCCAUGACAAGCCUCUGUUCUACCCCCACUUCGCUCCCGCAUCUCCAAACCUUUCGGAGAAGGCUUCCAUGAGAAAGGCAUCCAUUCCCCAUGAAGCGAUCAUCCCUCAGGCCUUCAGCAGCCAAGCCAAGGUGACGGCCUGGCUGCAGUCCUCCGAAGACAUGGAUCGAUGUACAAAAGAGCUCUCGCUGUGUGAAUCCUACCUGUUGGAGCUCCACCACCUGCUGAAGAGCAUGGAGGUGCUGCACCGCACAUACUCUGCCCCAGCCAUCAACGCCUUGCAGGCCACGCUGGACAGCCCGAAAAAGGAAAAGAGGGCGUCCCGGAAAUGGCGGACGAAGAAUUUCGGUAAAGAUAACAAAACAACACUACAGGUUCCGAGCUGCAUUUCAUCCAGCUCCCUGCGACUGCACUCCUCAAACCCGAACCUGUCUUCUGUGGAGACGGGACUCGACAAGGCUGACCCGGAAGCACUGGACUCACCGCCCGACGCGGCCAAACUGCAGGAGGACUUCUGCCGGGUUGCAGACUCACUGCAUGCAGCCUUGAAGUCUGCCUUUAGCACUUUGUCUGCAGAGAGGGAGAAGCUAAAACAAGUGCUAGACCAGGAGACUCCCUCAACCCAGGUCCUGGGGCUGAAGAGCACCCUCGCUUCUGCCAUAGCCCAAAAUUCUGAACUGAAAGAGCGACUUGGCAAGAUUCACGCAGAAUCAUGCUUCACAGAGCCCACCGUGCGUUUUACUGGCAACACUGGCCCCCUGCAGAUCCAGAAGCAGGAUUCGACAGAUGAGUCCCAUCCUCUCAUCCACCAAGUGUCCAAUGAGAGCAGGGCGUCCAUCUCGGAGUCGCUGUCGGAGUUCUUUGACGCACGGGAAGUGCUGCGGUCUGCCAGCUCUUCUGAGAACGAGGGCUCUGACGAUGACUCAUGCAUCAGCGACGUCAGUGACAACCUCUCCGUGGAGAACCUCAGCAACGGGGCGGAGGGCGAGAGAGCCAACCCAGGGUUACCCCGCAGCUCCGGGCGAAGGUCGAGGGCAGCCACGUCCGAAAGUAUUUUAAGUGAUCCUGCUGGUGCACGUGAGAUUCGUGGUGCCGCCCUCCAUAAGGAUGAGGCCGAUGUGUGCGCCGUGCCGCCGGCCUGCAUGGAGAACGGCGCCCCCCACAGGCAGCGCAGGUCGCGCCUACCCGCCCCGAGCCCCAACACCAGCAACAUCAGCCUGUGGAACAUCCUGAAGAACAACAUCGGCAAGGACCUGUCCAAGGUGGCCAUGCCGGUGGCGCUGAACGAGCCGCUGAACACGCUGCAGCGGCUGUGCGAGGAGCUGGAGUACAGCGAGCUUCUGGACCAGGCCGCCGGCACGGCGGACCCAUUCGAGCGCAUGGUGUACAUCGCCACGUUCGCUAUCUCGGGUUACGCCGCCAGCUACUACAGAGCUGCCGGGAAGCCAUUCAACCCCGUGCUGGGGGAGACGUACGAGUGUGACCGGCCGGACAAGGGAUUCCGCUUCAUCGCUGAGCAGGUCAGCCACCAUCCCCCUAUAUCAGCAUGUCAUGCCGAUUCCAAAAACUUCACCUUUUGGCAAGACAUGCGAUGGAAGAACAAGUUCUGGGGGAAGUCCAUGGAGAUUGUUCCAGUCGGCACCUCACACGUGAUUCUCCUGCCGUCUGGAGAUCACUAUGAGUGGGACAAAGUCACCUCCUGCAUCCACAACAUAAUGAGCGGUCAGAGGUGGAUCGAACACUACGGCGAGAUAACUAUCAAGAACCACAGUAGUGAUGCCUGUCAGUGCAAGGUCACAUUUCUCAAGGCAAAAUACUGGAACUCAAGUGUGAAUGACGUGGAAGGUUUAGUCACCGACAGCAAGGGCAACGUUAUCCGCAAGCUUUAUGGAAAAUGGCACGAGGGCAUCUACUGUGGCGAGCCAUCAUCAGCCAGCUGCAUCUGGAGAACAAAUGCAAUGCAUCCAGACUACGAGCAGUACUACGGUUUCACCACGUUUGCCAUUGAGCUGAAUGAACUGGACCCCGAGACAAAGGCACUGUUUCCACCAACCGACAGCCGGCUGCGACUGGACCAAAGGAUGCUGGAAGACGGGAACGUGGAGGCGGCGGAGGAGCAGAAGCAGAGGAUAGAGCAACUUCAGAGGGACAGGCGGAAGGUUCUGGAGGAGAACAACAUGACGCACCAACCCCGAUUCUUCAAGAAGUUGAAAGAUGACACCUGGGUGAGCAACAACACUUACUGGGACCUAAGAAAAGACCCCGGGUUUGCCAGUCUGGACUGGCCAGUGCUUUGGUGACGCGGUUUGCUGGCCGACGCGUCUCCCAGCGCUCGACGCCUCCCACUCGUCUGCUGUUCAUUGUGUCGUGCUUUGCUGCUGCCUCACUGGUUUAAUGCCUUAAUAUGGAGUGCUUUCCAAAACCAUGUAGCGUUUUUAAAAUGAAAACACAUGUUCUGAAUGUAGCGAAAAUAUGCAACCUGGGAUUCUGUUCGAUGUCCCUGAUGUCACUGACUGCUGCACAGAGAAUCACCUGAGGCAUGUGCGCCCUCUAGUGGUUACACACUGGUACAGAUGGCAAAAAAAUAUUCAGAUGAAAAGUCUAUGAUCACACCCUGGAUUAUUUUGCCAGUAAAGAUGUACACUGUAAGAUCCGGUCUUAACUCUUAAGAUUUUCUACCUCCAAUGUGAAAUGGCAUAAAUGUGGUUUUGAUGUUUGAAACAGUGGCUGUAGUGUUUUGGAAAGACUGAACACUUCCUUAAAGCCUUACCCACUUAACUUGAUAAAACAUUGUACUUAUGUAUUAUAUUUGAAUUUGUACAAAUGAUAUGUGGCAGUAGGAGGUAACAAUUUUCAAGCUUUUAAGAAACAAUCCUGUCUUUUAUCAGUCUGCAUCUCCAUUCUACAAGUAACAUCUCAAUUGUUCUACAGUUAUGCCAUUUGCCUGUGUGCGUGACUUAUACACACGUUUGAUAUAUACUCUGAAAAUGAAACUUUCCUAUACUCUGUAGUAACUCUGCUGGCAGAUACAAUGUGCAACAUGGAGAUCAUGAAUGACAUGGCUGGGUACAGUGUCAGAGACUGUUUGCAUCAUUCCCUGCUUGGUCUGUUAUCCCCAAAAGUCACCAGGAUGUGACUAAACCAGUGGUGAUGGGAUGGACUGGGCUGUUAUUAAAUUUACAUAUCUUGGGGUGUCAUGACAUGUUAAAACCCUGUUUGAGUUUAUUCCUAUAUGUUAAAUUUUUGGACCAUACCUGUAUAUACACUGUCUGGUCAAAUAAAAUAAGCGUUAUGAUACCAUC